AGAGAUCGGUAGAAAAUGGCGAGUUUGUGCAAGAGGCAGCAAUGCACUAUCGAGAGGCGCGGCUUUCGGCAGGAACUUGACUCGUGGCGCCACAAACUCAUCCACUGUGUAGGUUUUGAGAGCAUUCUGGAGGGCUUGUUUGGGCCUGGGCUGGUAGAAGAUUUAACAUUAUUUAAAGAUUGUGAGCCUGAAGGGGUGUCAGAUUGGUCAUUUCAUGAAAACUGUCUGUUCUGCUGUUUAAGACGAGAGAAAGUGAAGGAGCAUCUGGUUGGCCUUAGCAGCCAGGAGCCAGACAGUGAGUCCAAACCUCUCCUAGGAAAGGAGCAGACCAAAAUCACCAGACUUGAGAAGCAAGCAGAAGAGUUCCUCACUGCAGUCCUCUACAAAAAAGAUGUCCCUAGCUUCUCGGACCCGCACAUUCCAGUAGUUGCUCGGGAGAUCAUGCAGCGAAUGAUUCGCCAGUUUGCUGCCGAAUAUACCUCAAAAACCAGCUCCUCUCAGGACAGCCCCCAGCCCACCACAGACCAAAGCCUGCCGCGCCCUCCCUCGGCGGUGCCCCCUGCUGUCAGCCCCGGGGUUACUGCAGCUGCCUCUGCACACGACCAGAACCCCGUCCUCAGCAAGCUCCUCAUGGCCGACCAGGACUCUCCGCUUGACCUGACCAUCAAGAAGCCUCCGGCCGACACCAGGGAACAAGAUGGAGUCCUGGACCUGUCCCUCAAGAAGGGCCAGAACUGGACCAGCCCUCACGUCCGCAGCCCUCCCCUCUCCCAGGCCACACCCACUCUCAGAGGUGAGUCUGCAGAGUUGCUUACUGCCAAAGCCCAGGAUCUGCAGUCCACCUCCACCCUGGAGCAGUUCAUGGCCAAGCUGUGUCCACACCACCAGAAACAGAUAGUGGACGCCCUGGGUUUCCUCCAGACUGAAGUCAAAGCAGUCAAGGCUUCCUCCUGCACUUCACAAGCCUCUAACCCUGCCUUGGUGGACAUAAGCUCCACUUCUGUCUGCUCCGAAUCCUGCCUGGACAGCCCAGCGAGGACGUGCAUAGAGCCCACACUCCCAUUAAUGUCCACUCCUAAGGGACAGUUGGAGGUCCAGGAGAUGGCCAGUGUCGACACCGGCAGCUCCGUGAGCCCCGAGAAAAUCCCUGAGACGACAGUCUCUCUGCAGACAUCAGGAACCGGGGGGCCGGCUUUAGACCUCCGGAAAACCGUUUCAGAAGGCAUCACGGCUCUGGCGGGUCCCAUCAAAAGUCCCAUACAGCGUGAUAUCACACGUCCUAGUGACCAUGUUCCUCUUAAAAUUAAAAUAAUGAAGUCUGGCAGCCUUGGGGAUGGUAAGAAACUGUCAUGUGUACUCACCACCUCUGUACUGCCUCCUGCUGGAAAACUAGAGGAACGACAGGUCAAUACCGACCCCUUAAAGAGGGCUGAGAGCCACAGUGCUAGACUCAGCUCCCAAGUGAAAAGACGUCAUCAUUCUGAUCACUCAAAUCAGGCCAGACAGAGGGGAGCAAUUGGACACACAAAAGGCACACCAUCCAAGCCCUGCACAGAGAAGAGGACACCAGACGCAAUAUCCCACAUGUCACCUCGAACUGCCAGGAAGACAAUAAGAGGAUCCUCAUGCUAUCGUGCUCGGGAGUCGUCCGUGUUCAUCGCCGACCCUGACCUCGGCCACUGUGACCUUGUCUACAUUGACAAGCCAAUCACAGAGUCGCUGAGGAGACAGCGGCACCGCAUGCUCCCGCGCCGCAACGCCCGGAAGAGCACCAGAGGCCACCUCUACGUCGAGGAGAUGUGGGAGCUGAAAACCGUCCGAACGCUGGCCAGCAAGUCUAGACCCAACGCCAACCUGGGGAACUAUCCAAUCGCCCCAAUGCCAGACCUCAUCAGCCUAGUUACUGUCACUCCUAAACAAGCCAUGGCCAAGCCUGACGGCGUUCCUCUGGUAGAUAUUCCCAUCGCUGAAGGCUGUAGGGAGACGGCUAGUCAGAAGACGCCCUCCGAGCAACUGGCUGAGAUGGACAUCCCUGGCAUAGCCGAUGGGGCGGGGGAAGCUGCCGCCAGCGAAGCCAACCCGGAAGUUGAGAACAGUGAGUCAGACCAGAGCCAGUGCAAAGAUUUCACUACCCCUCCCCCCUUACCUUCUCAAACCCAGCUGAACGAAACUGAACAGGUUGCGGUGACAGAUUCGGAGCAGGCGAGGGAGAGCGUUGUGUCAGAGGAGAGAGUAGCUCAGACUGUAGACGAACCAGCGGGGCAAGAUGCAAGUGGUGUUGAAGUAUUAAACAAAUGUGUAGCUGAAGUGAUGGAGACAGAGGUAGGGGCAAACCCAACAGGAAGUCAUACUACAGAGGAGACCCUGUGUGUUUCAGACGAGGUCCAGAAUGGGGACCUCGAACCCCAGCAGGAAGCUGAGCUACCAAACCCUGUCGUGGACCAUGCCCAAGACGAAAACCAAGAAGAGAAGGAGCAGGCACAGGCUGAGGAGGCCAAGACCCCGGAGCCCUCGGAUUCCUCUGAAAGAAAAGACCAGAGUGGCAAUGAAACUCAGACAGUACAGGAAUUGAAAGAGGUUGAGGCAGUGGAUAUGGCUGAACCAGAGUCUGCUGCUGCAGAUAUGACCACCAUAAAAGAAGAGCACACGAUUGAUCCUUUGAUUCAUUUCUCCCCUGAGAAGUCUCUGGAGGCUCUUCUGAAAGAGCUACCUCCAUGGCGUAGGAAGCGUCAUGAAAAGUUGCAGCCCAAACCAGUUAUAUUUAGUGAAACUGAGAAGAUAAUUGUAGGGUAUGUUAAUGGGAGGCCUAUCAAAGCCUCUGACAGAUGCUUGCGUAGAAGGUCUGAGAAAAGUUCUCCAAAACCUGUUAAGAGCCAUUCCAAAGGCAAUCAUGGCGUUUCUGAAUCUUCAUCUGCUCCUGGCUCAUCGGUUGACUCAGUUAAAAGUCCCUCGUUGAAACGAGCAGCAAAGGCUCAUACAAAGUUUUCUGUCCAACCUAUCGAGACCAAACCCGAGACUCCAUCUGUCGCCGUUUCUCCAGUUGAGAGCGUCCAAAGUCCUGCUCCAAAACAUCCCACAAGGAGCGGUAUCAACGUGAGGCGAAACAUUAUGGGGUCAAAGAGCCUUGCUGAAGCAACUCAGAGUGCUCCUGAUCCUCUACCAACCCAAGAUCCUGAAAAGAAACCAGCCCCAGAAACCGAGACUCUGCCAGCACCAGUGUCUGCCCCUCCUUCCACCCCAGCCCCAGUCCCUGACUGUCUGCCCACCCCUGUCCUAGUGUCUGAAUCUCCGCCUGCCCCUCCCUUCACCCCAGUCCCUGAACAGACAGAUUCCCCUAAAACCCAGGAGUUUAAACGACCGCUCAGAUCAGCCAAAUCAAAGAAAGCCGGGGCAGCAGUCUCUCCUCCCCAGUCAAUUGCCAUGACGUCCUCUGUCUCUGAAGGACCCACCACAUCCCUCCCACCCACUUCUACUGAGCCUAUGCCCCUUCUCCCCACCAACCCGUCUCCCCUCCCCAUCUCCGCCCCUCCACUUCCUCUGUCGUCGACUUCCACCUCUAUCGAACCCUCGGAGUCCCAACAGACACCAGCACCACAGGCUAUCAGUGAGCGGAGUGUGGAUGCAGUCGAGGCAGUUCCAGACAGUGAGAAGCAGAGUAACAUGGGGGGAGACUGCAGGGUGCCGGCCAGACAGAAGCUUAGGUCUUCAGGGAUUGCAAAGGAGUUUGAGGAGGCCGAGACGCCGAAAGCUGCCAGUGAGGUUCCCUCCCUCCCAGAGGGCCCAGGGGCAAUGAGUAGUGAGGCAACCACCCAGAGUAGCCCACUUCGAGGCAAGCAGACUCCCGUGAAGGACAGAGAAGCCAGCAAACGGCUGAAGGCAGCAGAUGCAACACCUUUGCAAGAAGACAGGAUUCCAGCAGCAGAUUCCCGUAUAUCCCUCAAUGCAGAAAGACCGGGGAGGAUGCCACUCAGGAGUGAAAGCAGUAAAGCUGAAGGAGCCACAAGCCAUUCAAUGACCCCUGGGACUCCUAUCCCUUCAUCACCUCCUGAAAACAGGAAGUCAGCUCUCCGGUCCCAAAAGUUGGCCUCACCCUCUUCCUCCACUGCUCCAAUCACACCAGAGAAGCCCCGAGAAGUGUUGUCUCCUUUCAGGGUAAAACCCGAAAAGAUCACAAAGCUUCCGCCCAAGUCUUCUCCAAUGUCUUCUCAGCUGCCCAGUUCUCUACCCUCCUGCUCAGGCCUUCCUUUCUUCCCUCCCAGACUGGAGCCGCCAGCACCCACUCCCCCCAAAUUCCUGGAGGCCCUGAACAGUGAGGAACACCAACACAUGAUCAGUAACCUGAACACCAAAUUUGAUAAGAUGCAAAAAGGCUGGUUCCAGAUGGACAAAGAGGGUCAGCCGGCUCCUAAGCACAAGAACAAGGCUGACAGACAGGCGGCAAUCUGGAAGAGCAAGCGCAGGGUUCGAAAGCCUAGGUCUUCGGAACACCAGAGGUUCUCCCCUGUCCAGAUGCUCUUCAUGAAGAACUUUGACCUCAGCAGUAUCUGCCGAUGGUUCCUACAGUCAACAGAGACAAAGUCCUUAGUCAUCGUUAAGAAGGUGAACACUCGUCUUCCCUCUGAGACGCAGCUGUGCUUCCACAGCUCUUCCUGCCUCCCAGGGACCUCCCAGGGGGUGUUCCCAAGCCUGCAGGCCGAACGCCUGAAGAAACAUCUGAAAAAGUUUGCUAUUGCCUCCCCUGUGAAGAGCACUCCCAAGAGCCAGAAACUCAUUGCUAAAGCCCUGGAGCAGGAGGUCCCUAUAUCCAAAGGGAAGGAGAAAAAAGAGCUAACCACAGCCACUCGGAUCUCAACAAAGCCCUAUACGGCCUCAGCUGAGAUCCAGGCCCAGGCAAGUGAUGCUCAGAAGGCCUCUGUUAAGGCUAAGAUUCCAGCGAGCGCAAGGAUCCUGAGGAAGUACAACUACAUCCGGGAGAAGAUGCAGGUCCAGCAGACCUCCAAAAAGGUGAAGGAUACACCAAGGGAAAGCCUCAAGGCUGCCAACGUGAAAACCUCCAACUCGAAACCGAAACUAGCAACUGUGAAGGGAGCUAAACCCUGCCGGACAUAUAGUAAAAAAAUUAAGGAGCCUGUCUUAGCGAAAUCAGUUAGAGGGAGACCCUCUCUUGAUCAAAAGCCUGCAGGCAAGGAAAGUGUGGUCAAGACAACCAGCAGUAGGACUGUAAGAGAGCCUAUGAAGAGGGAUAGUGAGUCAUCACAGAAAUUGCCUCAAAAGUCCCCCAAAACACCAAAGUCCUCAGUUCUUGCUGCUGUGGCUAAAACAGAUUCCCAUAAAAAGCAGGUUGAAGACGAGAAACCAGGAGCGGAUCGUUCUCCGCUGGUCAAACCAGGUGCUGGUGCGAAAGAGAAACUGACAAAGAAAGCGUCUCAAAGUAAAGUCACUGAGAGUAGAGUCACUGUAGGUGAAGGUGCCGAGAGGCCGCUGGACACUCCGCUUCCGGACGUGGAUGCCACGACUCCGCCGGUCUCCUCAGACCAGGUACUGACCAGGUCUCAGAGGAAGAUGGAGGUCAUGCCUACUCAGAGCGCAAGCCCCAAAUCUGCUACCAAGAAAGCCCAGGAGCCGACAAGUGGGACUCCCAAGUCGGCCACCAAGAGAGCAGAGGGCUCCGCGCAUACACAGAAGGGAAAUCCGAAGUGUGCCGCGAAGAGAGGCCAGGAGGCCCCACAGACUCCUGCCAAGCGCACCAGGAUGUCUCUGACCAAGUAGAACCUGACUGCAGACAGACUGCUGUUGUCAAGAGGGAUUUGAUCUUUCGUUUUUUUUGGCCCCCUACAAAAAGGACUAUUCGCGCGUUUUCCUUUUGUGUUUGUAAAUUAUCUUGGUGAAAAGAUUCGGAGGGAAAGCAGUUUUUUGUUAUUUCGUGGGAUAGUUGAAUGGUUUUGUUACAUUUCUGAGGCAAAACGCAAAUGGUGAUGGGGAUAUAUUUAAUGUAGAUUUCGAGUGUGUGUGUGUUUGUGUUGUGAGGGUUGUAUGUGAUUCCAUGAGGUGACCUGCAGGAAAGUAGUGUUUUCUGGCAGUUUGUCACAGACUGAUGAGACAUCGUACAUAUUGCUUUGUUUCUCUAAACUUCAAUGCCAGAUUUGUCAUCAAGCAUGAGAAAAGUGUUUGCCCUAUUGUUUAGGAACAUGGCCUGUCAUUGUUGAACAUUUGACAUACACCUUCCCUUUGGUGAUCAACACGUCUCCUCUUGUCAUUACAUCAUGGAUGCCUCCAGUGUUUAUUGCAGUCGGUGUGUGUGUGUGCGCAAGAGUGUGACUUGUGAUCAGGUGCCUUAUUUAUCAAGUGUGAACUAAUUGAAGUGUGUGUUAACGUAGGUGGAGUGUCAGUUCUCUAGCUACUGCACAUGUUUGAGUACUGUGGAAGGAGAGUGGCAGUGAGUUUCCAUGCACAACCCUUCCCUCUGUGAAUUGCAGUCCCUCCCCUUCUUUAUUUGCCUCCUCUCCUCUCGCCCCACUGCGCCCACAUCCGUGAUUUCCAACAUGUCCAAUCCGAAGCAAUCCUCACACGUUCAUCUCUGUUUUCAUCGUCGAUUCCGUGGACUCUUUGUUGUCCGAACGUUAGCAUUAUGACUAUUGAUAUUGUCCUUGUUUUACUUUGAACGACACCCGUAAGCGCCGUGUUUGUGUCAUGACAUUUCAACAAAGGGUUGUUGUUGUUUUCAUUCCCCUCUGUUUGAAACCCGUAGGAGACAGUGGCCGGUCGGCUGCAGCAUUCGAGCCUCCUGUACACCCGUCCGUCUCCUCCACACCUUGUUUUAGCUUCACGGCGAAUAGUCGUGCAGCGUGCAUGCUUCAGCCGUCUCGUUAAUGUGAAUAUGCUAACAUCCCUGCAGUCUGUCCCACCCAAUCAGCAGCCCACUCUCUCCAUACAACAAUCACCUCAACGGAUAGAAUCUCAGAAACAAAGGUUGUGUACUUUCAGAACAACAAAUCCUGGUUUUGUAAACCCGCCUCUCCUUGUAACUAUGCAUGCACGUACCUGUGCCUCCCCGAGUAAUGGAGGGCUGAAUAAGCAUUCAUCACUGAUCAAUAAGGAGUGAUUACGGAUAAAUACGUAGUUAAUCAGUGAUUGGUGAUUUGUGUUUGUUUGAAAGGAGUGGACACCAGGCAAGACAGAAUGUAACGAUGUUAAAGACAAUGUUUUUCUUUGGAUGGAAGUUGGUAUGUAUAAAGAUAGAUAUGUGCAAGAACUGCGCCUGGUCAUGUUCAGUGAUGGCGAUGUUAAAGGAAGAUGUCAUUGCUGUUCAGUUCUCUGGUUCUGUGCAAAAUGUCAGGGUUUUCAGCAUCAGAGUGACCUCUAGUGGCCGUAUGGAUGAACCCUUUUUCUUUUUUUUCUUGAAGUCUUUGUAAAUGAUGCCUGCCUGUAGCCUACCUGUCUACAAUUAAAUUUUACAGUAUAUCUUGAUUUGA
Messenger RNA from Hypomesus transpacificus, 7472 nucleotides. Its product is annotated as ligand-dependent corepressor. Gene Ontology annotation, molecular function: DNA binding. The transcript is spliced from 7 exons. Gene Ontology annotation, biological process: regulation of transcription by RNA polymerase II. Lineage: Eukaryota; Metazoa; Chordata; Actinopteri; Osmeriformes; Osmeridae. The coding region runs from base 16 to 5769 and encodes 1917 amino acids. The record is from RefSeq and is a predicted model, not a curated record. Gene Ontology annotation, cellular component: nucleus.